AAUGAAAUACAUCAUGAUUGUUUUGUUGGCCUUAGCAGCUACAAGCUCAGCAUCAAAAACUUAAGACUAAAUUUUGGCCCUCUUAUAAGUAAAUAGUGAUAUUUAUUAAAUAGACAGGAACAAAAGCAAGUGAUGCUAUAGACACAGUCUUUGGAUUGUUGAAUGAUUUGAAAUAAUCAAACAUUGAUGCUUAAUUUGCAGCUGAUCAAAAGAAUGAAACAGAUGAAUGGAUUGGUGCAUAGUAAUAAUAUAUUACAAAUCUUUAGAACAAUUGAAUAAUUUUCUAAAAUCAAGGCUUUGAACUAGAAGUUAUUCCAAUAAGCAGUUGAGAAUAGAGCUGAAUAUGAAAGUGUUUUGUAACAAACCAAAAACUAUUUGGCAUGGAAUGAAGCCAGAAGAGACUCUAUUGCUGCUAAAAUUGAAACACUUUAAGACAAUUAAUGUUUCAGCAACUAGUUAUUCGUCAAAUCUAUCAAACAUAAUUAAGAAGCCCUUGAAGUUAUCAAACUUUUGAAAUAAGACGUUGCUGGUUAUAUUAUUAAUGGAGAUUCAUUUGAAUUUACAUAAGUUUAAGCUUAAUCUGUAGCUGAAAAAUUGAAAUAAUAUAGCAAUUUGUUCUAAGAACAUUAAAUCAAAACAUUCUUGGCUUUAGGUUAAGAAUAAUAAGUAAUCUCUAUUAAAAUAAAUAAUUAGGAAUAAUCAUCAGGAAAUGGAUCAACUUUGGCUGAAAAAGUCUUGGCAGUCUUGGAAGGUUUACAUUCUGAAUUAGAGGCAUCAUUAGAAAAUUUGAAAUAAAAUGAAAUCAAUGCCUCAUGGGAAUUAGCUGGUUGGGUUUCAUUAUCUGAAGCUGAAAUUGCAUCCUUGGAAGUUGAAUAUGAAAGAAAAUAAGUAUUUGCUGAUAGAACUGCUACUGUAAUAUUAUUUUCUUAUUAAUCUAUAGUAAAUAUAAGCUGCCUUAGCUUAAUAAGCUAAAUCUAAGAUUAUAUUAUAAGAAUCAUAAGAUGCAUUAGAUUAAGCUUAAGCUGAUUUGGAAGCAAAGAGAGCUGAUUAUGAAGAAGCAAAAGCUAAAAGAAAUGAAGAGAAUGCCAUAUUGGAUGAAGUAAUCAUAAUGUUCAAGAAAUAAGUUGCAUCAUGGUCAGGAAGAUGAUAU
Molecule: messenger RNA, 1150 nt
Organism: Paramecium pentaurelia
Lineage: Eukaryota; Ciliophora; Oligohymenophorea; Peniculida; Parameciidae
Source: the annotation of a GenBank genome assembly